AUGGAGAACGGCCAGGCUCCCAAGCCAAAGAGGAUCAACCACCCCCGAACCUCGCGCCCUAAGCCCCCGCCUCCGGGUAACGAGGAGGCAUCCACGGUCCUCAACCUCGGCGAGUUCCAAGAGGUCGACACCCUGACCCUCUCGGAAGCCGCCCUGGUCCUGAACGCGCUGGUCGCCAAGCGACGGAACGACCGCAAGAACGUCAACGAGACCGAAAUGCUUAACCAGACCCUCACCUACCUCGACCAUUUCGCCCGAUUCACGCAAAAGGAGAAUGUCGAGGCCGUAGAGCGCCUCCUCAGCGCCCACAAGAACCUGGCCAAGUUUGAGCGCGCGCAGCUGGGUUCACUAUGCUGCGAAAACGCCGACGAGGCAAAGACUCUGAUCCCGUCACUGGCCGACAAGAUCAAGGAUGAGGACCUCCAGGAUCUCCUCGACGAGAUUUCCAAGCUUCAGAACAGGUGA
This is a messenger RNA of Fusarium keratoplasticum, 465 nucleotides long. RefSeq names its product RPOL4c domain-containing protein. The record is from RefSeq and is a predicted model, not a curated record. Gene Ontology annotation, cellular component: RNA polymerase II, core complex; P-body. Lineage: Eukaryota; Fungi; Ascomycota; Sordariomycetes; Hypocreales; Nectriaceae. Bases 1 to 465 code for a protein of 154 amino acids. Gene Ontology annotation, molecular function: translation initiation factor binding; nucleotide binding. The transcript has 3 exons. Gene Ontology annotation, biological process: transcription initiation at RNA polymerase II promoter; mRNA export from nucleus in response to heat stress; positive regulation of translational initiation.